AUGCGCCUGCGCGGUGACCUCGGAGACGUCGGCGCGCGAUGGCUCGAGCGCUUCGCCCCGGUGUUCGAGCGUCUCGGGAGCGAGGUGACGGUGAUGUUUUCGCCGCAAACGAUAAUCUUGCUCCAGAGCGCGCGAGCGACGGGUGGGAUCGACGCUCACGCCGAUCUCCGCGUCGACGAGGUGUUCGAACGAUUGAAGAUGACGAGCGCGAACGAUGAUAAGAUCGCGGCGCGGUUGGAACCGAGCGCGUUGUCGAGAGCGCUGCGAGGGAUGAUCGCGUUGGAGGCGACGCGGGUGGAGGCGCGAUUGGUGAAGCGCGCGGCGAGCGCGGAAUCGAGAGCGAUGCCGUAUCUGAAUUUCACGGCGAUCGAUGGAAGAGCGGAGGUGAGCCAGGACGUGCCGAUCGUUGGACCGUUAAAUCGAGCCGAGGUGGCGGCGUGUGAGAAGAUUGUCGAGGCGAAUGUCGUGGACGUGCCGUAUUGGUUGGAUUGCGACAGGUUCGCGCUGGAGAGCGUCAGGGAGACGGUGGAGCGGUUCGCCAGGGUGAGUGAUUUUGUAGAGGUGACGACGACGAGAAGUGGGUCGUUGUACGUCACCGCGAGUCGAGGGAGCGUGCGGAUGCUUGGGAGCGAGUAUCGCGGGUUACGAGUGCUCCCGGCGGAGGCGGAUGAGUACGACGAGCGGGCGGACGACGCUGGCGGCGUUGCGUCGAGGUUAGCGGAGAUCAAGAGCUCAGGGAUUGGGAACACGGUGAUGCUGAGCGUGAAACAUCUCCAGCGCGGACUCCUGGGGUGCGCGAGCAAUCCGAGCAAUCUGUUGGUGGGAAUAUCGUCUCGGGGAAACUAUUUCGAGCUCGUUUUUCGAUACGGAGCGCAAACCGAGCGUGACGGCGACAGCGUGGGAUUCAUGGUGCGAAUUCCCGUCGUCGCUGACGAGCAGCCGGAGUGA
Ostreococcus tauri is the source of this 948-nucleotide messenger RNA. RefSeq names its product Checkpoint protein Hus1/Mec3. Gene Ontology annotation, cellular component: checkpoint clamp complex; site of double-strand break. Gene Ontology annotation, biological process: nucleotide-excision repair; mitotic intra-S DNA damage checkpoint signaling; meiotic DNA integrity checkpoint signaling. The coding region runs from base 1 to 948 and encodes 315 amino acids. The record is from RefSeq and is a predicted model, not a curated record. The transcript has a single exon. NCBI's taxonomy places the organism in Eukaryota, Viridiplantae, Chlorophyta, Mamiellophyceae, Mamiellales, Bathycoccaceae.